AUGUUCUUAACUAGCCUUCUACUCAUUAUCCAUCGAAUAGCAGCAUAUCCAGCGGGAGAAUCUCACGGCACAGAAGCUCUCGAUGUUUUACCAAGCCUAGCCAACAGCUACAACGCUAUUGAAAGUACCAAGGGCGAUUCAAUACUUAACGGCACGUCACUGUCCGAUGCCGUCAGGACCGAGUUGACCGUACCGUACUCAAUACACAAUGAAUCUCUAAACGCAGACUACGAGUGUUUCCCAGGUAAAUUGUAUAAAACAAAGCGGGCCAGAACACGGGAUUGCCUAGGUGCCAUCAUGUCUCUCCCUUCGGGUCACGAAGUCGGACAAUUUCAUACAGGUGGUGUUCAAGAUGAUCACGAGCUCCCAGUAAAGGUCCAUGCGCCAAAAGGUGAAAUACCUCAGACGCAAAUCUGCUUGAUUACAGUCGAUAUUGGCAUAGGCGAGACAGACGAAAGUACCUGGCUGGUGGUCACCAAUCGCGUAAAACUUUUGAUCGAUGCUUGUGCGGUGGGUAUGUAUCUUGAGGGACGGACCGGGGGCACCACUACGACUGGCAAAUAUGGCAGGAUCAAUAUCACCGUUGAGAAGAGUCAUUCGACUGGGACAAGCGCUAGCAACCAACAGCAUGCAGGCAACGGGUUGUUGGGGUCAUCUGAUGCGAGCAACAGCAAUGAGACUUUUACACUGGGCAGCGAGAAUGGAGGAACCAUGAGCCAAAAAGUCUACGGCUGGGUCUGGCACAAAAAGCCUCUGGAGGCACAUCUUGAUAAACUCGUGAAUGCCCAAACCUUCGAAGAAUGGGAAAUUACAGCUUCCCAAAUCGACGAACUCCUUAAUACUGAUCUAUGGCGUCAAAAUGCAUCGAGCAAAUAUUACGACUUUCGUCUGAUAUAUGAGCGCCGCAAGGCUAUCGUAAAAGCUAGGGAAGAUGAGGAUAUACUCGGUCUUGUCAACCUGCUUCGCUCAGGCUUGGUCAGAAAUUUGGGCAACAUUACAGCACCAAAGCUGUUCAACAGAGCAUACGCGGGGACAAAGUUGCUGAUUGAAGAAUACAUCACGCAAGUUGCCUUAGCGAUUAAGUAUGUCACGGCUCUACCGGCGGCUUCGAACUACGAAAGUGGUUGGACCAGUCAGGCGAAACUGGACUUGCUGCAUGAUACAAGGCAAGCAUUUGGAAGAUCUACUCUAGUCUUGCAAGGAGGUGGUAUGUUUGCAUACUGCCAUCUCGGAGUCGUAAGAGCGCUACAUCUUCGGGGUCUUCUUCCUCGAAUCAUCACCGGCACCGGCACCGGAGCCUUGGUGGCUGCCCUCGUCGGCAUCCACCCAGAAGACGAGCUGCUGGACUUCCUCAACGGCAAAGGCAUCGACAUAACCAGCUUCGCCCAGGAACGAAAGCUUUCCACCGACGACGAAACGCAAGGCAUCCUUACCGAACAACGCCAAAGCAACACGCAAGCCACUCUCAACCGCCUGAUCAACCUCAUCCGCUAUGGUCGGCUCCUCGACUCCGAUAUCCUCGAGUCCUGCGUCCGCGAACACGUCGGCGACCUAACCUUCGAAGAAGCCUACGCGCGCACCAAACGAGUCCUCAACAUCACAAUUCCGACCUCCGGCCGCGGCGGCGUCCCCAACCUCCUCAAUUACCUGACAGCGCCCAACGUCCUCAUCUCCUCCGCUGCGCAAGCCUCAAGCAUCACGACCUUCGCCCUGCACCAACCCCUCACCCUCCUCUGCAAAGACGAAACCGGCGCCAUAACAGCCUGGUCGAAAUCGCACGCCCAGACUCUGACAUUCCACCCCCACCGGCUCGACCCCGUGACCGCCAGUGGCACGACCGGCAUGGACAGCCCCCUCUCCCGCAUAGCAGAACUCUUCAACGUGAACCACUUCAUUGUGUCCCAGGCGCGGCCGUCUCUAGCCCCCUUCCUCCGCACAGAUCUACAGCACCCGUCUUCCCCGCGGCAGAAACGCGGGAGUGGGCUCGUGAUCGCGCUGCUCAGGCUCGCAACGGGUGAGGUGCAUCACCGCCUCAGCCAGCUCGACGCCCUCGGCUUUCUCCCGCUUGGUAUCCGGCGGUUCUUGAUCGACGAGGCGGUGCCAGGGGCGAACCUCACCCUCGUUCCGGAUCUGCGACCUACAGAUCUCAUCCGAGUGAUCAUGGAGAAACCGGGACCGACUUCCCUUUCCCUUCCUCUCCCCAUUGCCCUCACCAACGGAAACAGCGAUGAAAACAGAGGAAGUGAGGAAGCGGGGAAUGCGAGGCUAGAAUACUGGGUCCGCCAAGGCGAGCGCAGUGUCUGGCCGAACGUCUGUUCGUUGAAGAUCAGAUGCACGGUCGAGGUGGAGCUGGAUCGGUGCUAUCAGCUUGUCAGGAGGAGGAAGCCGCUUGAUGCUAUGGGUGGCGGGAUGGAGGUUGCGAGGCGGAGGGCGGGUAGUGCGGAGAGUGGGAAGAGUGGUAAUGGGAAUGGAAAUGGGAAUGGGAGGAAGAGGAUGAGGGCUAGUAGUCUUGGGUUGCGUGGGUGA
Messenger RNA from Bacidia gigantensis, 2526 nucleotides. RefSeq lists its product as uncharacterized. Gene Ontology annotation, biological process: lipid metabolic process. The transcript is spliced from 2 exons. The coding region runs from base 1 to 2526 and encodes 841 amino acids. The record is from RefSeq and is a predicted model, not a curated record. Gene Ontology annotation, molecular function: triacylglycerol lipase activity. NCBI's taxonomy places the organism in Eukaryota, Fungi, Ascomycota, Lecanoromycetes, Lecanorales, Ramalinaceae.